Molecule: messenger RNA, 1609 nt
Organism: Cucurbita maxima (winter squash)
Lineage: Eukaryota; Viridiplantae; Streptophyta; Magnoliopsida; Cucurbitales; Cucurbitaceae
Product: exo-poly-alpha-D-galacturonosidase
Exons: 3
Coding region: 74-1480 (468 amino acids)
Biological process (GO): carbohydrate metabolic process
Molecular function (GO): polygalacturonase activity
Source: RefSeq, a predicted model, not a curated record
GUACCGGAGAGCUUUUCAAUUCUAAUAAAAUAAAAAUAUAUCUAGACGGGAAAGGAAAAAUCUGAAUCAAGAGAUGAAGAUGAAUCAACAUCCAAUGGCAAUUCUAUUAUUCUUUUUCUUCUCUCUCAUCAUCCAUUCACGCUGCGUUGUUCCCUCAAUCAGACUUCCCGGCGGAUCAACCUCUUUCUCCGUCACCGACUUCGGAGCCAUCGGCGAUGGAGUCCACUACGACACUGCAGCGAUUCAAUCCGCUAUUAACAGCUGCCCCUCGCCGGUCCGCUGCUACGUUAUAUUCCCGCCGGGUACCUACCUGACCGCGACGAUAUGGCUUCAAUCCGGCGUCGUAUUGGACAUCCAACCUGGCGCCACCGUGCUUGCCGGAACGAGGAUGGAGGACUAUCCCAUGGAUUCGUCGAGGUGGUACGCGGUGGUGGCGGAGAACGCGAGCGAUGUCGAGAUCAUCGGCGGAGGCGUGGUGGAUGGGCAGGGGCUGAAAUUCGUGGAGAAGUUCGAUAAGAGGAAGAACGUGAUGGUGAGUUGGAACAAGACCGGGGCGUGCUAUGGCGAUGAGUGCAGGCCGGAUCUGAUUGGGUUCAUCGGGUCGAAGAAUGUUAGGGUUUCGAAUGUUAGUUUGAAUCAGCCUGCUCACUGGUGCUUGCACCUGGUUCNAUGUGAGAACACAAUCAUCGAAGAUGUUUCAAUUUAUGGAGAUUUCGAUACACCAAACAACGACGGGAUUGAUAUUGAAGACUCCAAUAAUACCUUCAUUACAAGGUGCAGAAUCGACACUGGGGAUGAUGCAAUCUGCCCCAAAGCAUCUAAUGGCCCUGUCUUCAACUUAACUGCCACUAACUGCUGGAUUAGAACCAAAUCUUCUGCCAUCAAGCUGGGUAGCGCCAGUUGGUUCAAUUUCACCCGAAUGCUCUUCGACAACAUCACCAUUGUCGAUUCUCAUCGAGGUCUGGGGUUCCAGCUGCGCGAUGGAGGAAGUGCAAAUGACAUUACAUUCUCAAACAUGAACAUAAGUACAAGAUAUUAUGAUCCUUCAUGGUGGGGAAGAGCUGAGCCAAUUUACGUUACGACUUGCCCUAGAGAUCCAGGCUCGAAGGAGGGUUCAAUCUCCAACGUAAACUUCAUAAACAUCACAGCAACCUCCGAAAAUGGGGUUUUCUUGUCGGGAUCGAAAUCCGGAGUUCUGAGUAAUCUGAGAUUCAACAACGUGAAGUUGACCUACAAAAGAUGGACAAAAUAUGGUGGUGGUAUAGCAGACUACAGACCGGGUUGCCAAGGCUUUGUUAAACAUGGGAUGGCAGGUAUGAUUAUGGAGCAUAUUGAAGGAUUGAGUUUCGAAAAUGUUGAUAUGAAAUGGUCUGAUGAUGAUGAUGGAUCAUUACAGUGGAAUAAUCCUUUGGAUUUUAGACCAUCAACUGUGAGUAACAUCUCUUUCUUGAACUUUCAUUCAGGUUAUUUAAGAGAAUGAAAGCUGUGGUUUAUUUGAAUCCUGAAAGUGUAUCUUCUUUUCUUUCUGUAAGAAUGUGUAUAGAAUAAUUGUACUCUGCAUUUAAGAGGUUGCUAUAUAGUGGUUUGUUGAAGACUUUGAUUAUUUGAA